Oryzias latipes (Japanese medaka) is the source of this 1771-nucleotide messenger RNA. The record is from RefSeq and is a predicted model, not a curated record. Lineage: Eukaryota; Metazoa; Chordata; Actinopteri; Beloniformes; Adrianichthyidae.
AGUGAAACUCUCUCAGUCUUUGUGUCUGAGAGGAGAAAUGGCGCAGAAAGGAGUUGAUCUGGAUCAAGAAACCUUCUGCUGUUCCAUCUGUCUGGAUCUGCUGAAGGAUCCGGUGACUAUUCCCUGUGGACACAGCUACUGCAUGAAGUGUAUUCAAGGAUUCUGGGAUAAAGAGGAGAAAAACCCCAACUGACCUCAGUGCAGGAAGACCUUCAUACCGAGGCCUGUUCUGGUGAAAAACACCAUGUUAGCGGCUUUAGUGGAUCAACUGAAGAAGACUGGACUCCAAGCUGCUCCUGCUGAUCUCUGCUAUGCUGGACCUGAAGAUGUGGUCUGUGAUGUCUGCACUGGAAGAAAACUGAAAGCCAUCAAGUCCUGUUUGAUCUGUCUGGCCUCUUACUGUGAGAAACACCUUCAGUCUCAUUUGGAUGCAGCUGCAUUCAAGAAACACAAGCUGGUGGAACCCUCCAAGAACCUGCAGGAGAACAUCUGCUCCCGUCAUGAUGAGGUGAUGAAGAUGUUCUGUCGCACUGAUCAGAAGUGUAUCUGUUAUCUCUGCUCUGUGGAAGAACAUAGAGGCCACAACACAGUCUCAGCUGCAGCAGAAAGGACUGAGAGGCAGAGAGAGCUGGAGGAGAGUCAACAACAAAUCCAGCAGAGAAUCCAGGACAGAGAGAAGGAGGUGAAGCUGCUUCAACAGGAGGUGGAGGCCAUCAAUCACUCUGCUGAUCAAACAGUGAAGGACAGUGAGAAGAUCUUCACUGAGAUGAUCCGUCUCAUCCAGAAAAGAAGCUGUGAUGUGAAGCAGCAGAUCAGAUCCCAGCAGCAAACUGAAGUGAGUCGAGUCAAAGAUCUUCAGGAGGAGCUGGAGCAGGAGAUCACUGAGCUGAAGAGGAGAGACGCUGAGCUGAAGCAGCUCUCACUCACAGAGGAUCACAGCCAGUUUCUGCUCAACUACCCCUCACUGCCACCACUCAGUGAGUCCACACACUCAUCCAGCAUCAAUGUCCGUCCUCUGAGAUACUUUGAGGAUGUGACAGCAGCUGUGUCAGAGCUCAGAGACAAACUGCAGGACAUUCUGAGAGAGGAACCCAGAAACAUCUCACUGACAGUCACUCAUGCAGAUGUUUUACUUCCAGAAGCAGAACUAGAACCAAAGAGCAGAGCUGACUUCUUCAAAUAGUCAUGUCAAAUUACACUGGAUCCAUACACAGCACACAGACGACUGUUACUGUCAGAGGAGAACAAAAGGUGACAGUGAUGAAAAAAGCUCUGUCCUAUUGUAAAUAUCCAGACAGAUUUACUGAUUCUGUUCAGGUUCUGAGUAGAGAGAGUCUGACUGGACGUUGUUACUGGGAGGUAGAGUGGAGAGGAAACAAUGUUGGUGUAGCAGUCGCAUACAAGAACAUCAGCAGAUCUGGAUAUGAAAGUAGAUUUGGUUUCAAUGACAAAUCUUGGUCAUAAGUUUGUUCCCAAAAGAGUUUGUUAUUUCUCCACAACAGAAUAGCAACCUCCAUCUCAGCUCCUGUUUCCUCCAGAGUAGGAGUGUACCUGGAUCACAGAGCAGGUGUUCUGUCCUUCUACAGCGUCUCUGAAAGCAUGACUCUCCUCCACAGAGUCCAGACCACAUUCACUCAGAAGCUCCAUGUUGGACUGAGGUUGUAUAAUGUUGGAGCCACAGCAGAGUUCUUUAAAAGUCAAAACGUUUAUGUUAAUAUUCUGUGGAGUAAUGUUUGUAGUCAGAAAUAAAGAGAGAAAUGAAAAAUCUCUA